AUGAGGCAUUUGUGCGAUGAAAAUUCGACGAGGAGCUCCCCAGCAGGGGGCUCACUAGAAGGCUGCGUGCCCACGGAAACUAUCUUUAAGGGCCUGGGCUGCGUCCGCCGCUUUUCCCCCUUUAUGGAUUUGCCAGUAUAUGCAAGGCCUCAGCUGAUAGGGGUUUUUAUAGAUGAGGAAGAAGCAGCCGAAGCAGCAUUUGCUGCCGCUUCUCCGGUGUCUUCAGCAGCGGCUACAGCCGCUGCACUCGCGCGGGCCGUGUUAGGUAGAAUACUGCAGCACUGGGUCCCUCGAGAAUGGGGAGACCCAAGAUCGAGGAGAAAAUCGAUGCUACCAGGAUCUGGAGGCAUAGUGGUUUGCAGCAGCAGAUUGUUGCUCCGCUGCAGUGUGCUUACAGGCGUGUGCAGCAGCAUCAAACCGCUGCCUGCAGCAGCUUGCUGUUGCUGCUUUGCCUCAAGGACAUCCAAGGGACCGCUCUUAGUGGUUGGAUGCGUAGAUGGGAACCUUCGAGUUUACUCGGGGAAAACACUGCAGCUGCUUGUAACACUAGAUUCAACGGCCGCUGCUGUUUCUACUGCUACAGGUGGAGGUGCAGUUGCUGGUUCAUCGCGGCAACGGACUCUACAUAACGGAUGCUCCGCUAGAUCAGUGGCAGAAACGCGAGAACUAGAAAGUCGAGAGGCAACGAGACCAGCUCUAGGCAAAGCACCAGCUGGGACUCCUCAGGAAGGCGUGGAAAUUCAGCUUCAGCAGACGCCCACGUGUGUGUUGCUUGUGGGUAAUAACGCUGUGCUCGCUGGACUCGGAGGAGGCCUCACAGUUGCUUUCUUUCUUGAGAACUGCCGUCGUGCUGCAGUCUAUCAGCCCCCAGCAUCCAUCCUAAAUUUCCUGCAGGAGCAGGAGCAACAAAAGCAACACCAGUUUUCCCUGCACUCAGCAGACGUGGCGGCACUGCAGCAGUUGCAGCUGGAUUAUUGCCGAGAGCUUGCCGCUCGCAAGUGGCGCGGAGGGACUGACAUGCCGCAGCUCCAACGAAGUAAAGACAGUGACAGCAGCAGUGGUAUACGCUGUUUGCUGCACGAAUGCCAGACGCAGCUUCCAGUUUGCUGCCUCUACGCCGCAGCAGCAGAGCGACUUGUGGUUGUAGCUGUGCACCCGGAGGCUUGGAAGAGCACACAACUGGACAGCAACAAUCACAGCCGGAAUAGUGGGAAUAGUAGUACACUGCAAAGACGCUGGCGAAGCUCGGCACAGGCUGCCUACCUGAGAGCACCUCCUCCAGUAGUUGCUGCUGCUGCUGAGAAUUGGAGCACGUGUUGCAGUGAUAAUUCGGUCGCAGGUGGCUUGGCCAGUGUACGCGUAACAGGCGGAACUGCAUCAGUCCCAACAGCAACCAAGACUUCUGAUGCUGCUCCUUCUUUCCCGCUGCUAGUUUACCAGCAGCAGACAGGUACAUGCGUGGGGGCGCUGUGGGGAGCUAGCUCUCGAACGCUUGCCGUCGCGCUGGGGAACCUUCCUGUCCAAUCGAAAAAGUUGCAGAGGCAACAAGAAUACAUGUGUUAUCUUGCGGUUACUACAACACAUGUCAUUUUUUGGCAGCAACAGUGGCGCACUUGCAGCGGGCGAAAACUGCAGCAGCGCCCCUACCCUCAACGGCCAUCCUCUGCUUUACCGCAGGAACAUCAGAAUAACGGAGUACCGUCGCUGUCUUCCUCUGGAGCCGAUGAAGUUAGAAUGACAGCAAUGGCGGCAGCAGUAGACCAGCUGGAGCAGCAGCAGCGGCUUCACGAGAAGAGGAGAGGGGACGCAAUCGUCUGCCCUUCUUUCCUUUGCGGGUCAAAAACAUUGAUGUGCCAGCUCGCUACUGCAGCGGCAGCUGUAUCAGAGCUGGCAGCUGCAACCAGACAGACCGAAAGCCCAAAGCAUGCUUCAGCAGGAGGCUUCCAAAUAUCCGCUGGAGAAGCACUUCAGGCAGCGGAAGGAGGGUGUGUCGGUGACAUGUGGUUAUCCCUCUCUUCCAUUUUCUGCCUUCCCGACAUCUUGAUGGAGCCGCUGCAAAAGCAGCAGCAACGGCAACAGCAUCAGCAGGAUUAUGCGUACACGCUGGCUGACGCAGUUGUUGACUGGGGUUCUCGACUGAUUGUGCUGCUACCGUCCUCGAGCAGCCGUUGCUGUUUGCUAUCAUGGAGCUUGGAGGAGGAUGGAUUCAUGCUGUUGCCCCUUCGCUGGGUGCAGGUGAAUACUCGUGAUACCCUUGCUUCUCCCCCUCUUGUAAUUCCUGACUUCUCUGCUGUAAUAGCAGCUGCUUUCGCAGAGGACUUGCUAAUGCUGAUAUAUGUGCAGGUUGCGGCAACGGAUAGGAGCCUUCAAAAACCCAUCCUACAUCGCCUUUGGUAUAGCAGAGGACUGCUGGCUACGUCCGCAGCAGACGGGUUUGUCCGUUUACUGUUCCGUCCCGACCUCAGCACACAACAGCGAGAAGAGACGACUGUGCAAGACCACGGCUAA
Messenger RNA from Eimeria tenella, 2508 nucleotides. RefSeq lists its product as uncharacterized. The coding region runs from base 1 to 2508 and encodes 835 amino acids. The transcript has 2 exons. The record is from RefSeq and is a predicted model, not a curated record. Lineage: Eukaryota; Apicomplexa; Conoidasida; Eucoccidiorida; Eimeriidae.